Merops nubicus (carmine bee-eater) is the source of this 559-nucleotide messenger RNA. RefSeq names its product F-box only protein 41-like. The annotation marks the transcript as partial. The record is from RefSeq and is a predicted model, not a curated record. Lineage: Eukaryota; Metazoa; Chordata; Aves; Coraciiformes; Meropidae. The transcript is spliced from 3 exons.
GACCAGCGCUUCUCCUGCGACCUGGUGCCCGCCGAGGAGCUGGAGCCGGCGCCGUCCUCCUCCCCCUCGCCCCGCUAUGUCCACGAGAUCGAGAUCCCCCUGACGGAGAUCUUCGCCCGGGGCAAAGCCGUGGCGCCGGCCCCGACCCCGCCGGCCACCAUGGACGCGGCCUACGAGGAAGGGACGGAGGAGGUGGAGGAGAAGAUCGCCUCGCAGGUGGGACGGCUCCAGGUGGAGCUGGAUCGCAAGAGCUCGGAGCUGGAGAAGGCCAAGCAGGAGAGCCUGAGGCUCAGCAGGGAGAAGCAGGAGCUGGAGGACCGGGCGUCAGAGCUGUCCCGUCAGGUGGAUGUCAGCGUGGAGAUGUUGGCCUCCCUCAAGCAGGACCUGGUGCAGAAGGAGCAGGAGCUCACUCGCAAGCAACAGGAGGUGCUGCAGAUCGACCAGUUCCUGAAGGAGACGGCCGCCCGCGAGGCCAACGCCAAGGUCCGCCUCCAGCACUUCAUCGAGGAGCUGCUGGACCGGGCGGACCGGGCAGAGAAGCAGCUCCAGAUCAUCAGCA